Molecule: messenger RNA, 1043 nt
Organism: Suillus paluster
Lineage: Eukaryota; Fungi; Basidiomycota; Agaricomycetes; Boletales; Suillaceae
Exons: 6
Coding region: 1-816 (271 amino acids)
Molecular function (GO): hydrolase activity, acting on ester bonds
Source: RefSeq, a predicted model, not a curated record
AUGCCGUCGACUAUCAUCCAGGCGGGGAACACAUGGCAAGGCUUUAGCAAAAUCCAGCACUUGAUCAUAUUUGGCGAUUCUUACAGCAGCGUUCGGUGGGACUAUCAAUCUUCUCCCCAUCCGACGAUCAAGAGCCCACUUGGGGUUACCUAUCCUGGGUGCAAAUUGCGUUCACCUAAAUUGGUGUACGACUACGCCAGGGGAAGCGAUUUCGUGUCUUCUCUAGAGAGACAGAUCAUAUACCAGUACCUACCAAACGUCGCGAGGAAGCCAUCGUCGGCCCCAUGGGAACCGCAUGACACGCUCUUCAUAACGUGGAUUGGGAUCAACGACCUUGCCCUCAUCGAAGACACUGAUGGCGUGUUCAACACGCUGAAGGGUCUCUUCCGGUACCAAGAGAGACUAUACGCCUCAGGGGCUCGAAACUUUCUAUUGUUCGACCUCCCUCCAAUCCACCAAUCACCCUCAGUACGCGAGGAUACUGAUACCGUCAUGGAACAAUAUCAGACAUGGAACACGACGCUAGAGCAAGAGCUCCAGAACUGGGCUAGAACUCAUCCAGAUAUCACCGCCUUCCUCUUUUCCUCAUGGGACACAUUUUCGCGCGUGUUGAAUGACCCACACGCAUUUGGGUUUCUUUCCAGCGACAUCAGUGAAGCCGGAGGUGCGAUAUGGGUAGACCGCAUGCGUCCUACGAGUGCGAUGCAUCGGGUUAUCGCGGACGAUCUGGUUUCGUUUUUGGACGCUCAUUCACCGCAUGACCAACAAGAUUACUCGCCUAAUCGCCCUUGCUUCUCAGCAAGCAAUGCUGUAUGAGUGAAGAUGAGUUUGUGAAAAGCAUAGGACAGCGCGGGCGCUUGAUCGGCAGGAACUACUAGCAUUUUCGGAUCCACCGCGGGGCUACUACUGCCAGGUUAUAUAUAUUCAUGGGAACGUAUCUAGCAUGUAGUAAAAUUGUUACGCUUACUUACAGCGUUUCGAAAAGAUAGGUAUGUAGCAUUCAUGUGAAACAUGCACACGACGAGCCUGACUUUACUUGCGAU